Cloeon dipterum is the source of this 1379-nucleotide messenger RNA. Its product is annotated as legumain-like. The transcript has 11 exons. Bases 16 to 1350 code for a protein of 444 amino acids. Gene Ontology annotation, molecular function: cysteine-type endopeptidase activity. Lineage: Eukaryota; Metazoa; Arthropoda; Insecta; Ephemeroptera; Baetidae. The record is from RefSeq and is a predicted model, not a curated record. Gene Ontology annotation, biological process: vacuolar protein processing.
GCAGAGGCAGUGAGGAUGAGGAUGUGGCGACUGUCGACCGCGUUGGUGUCGGUGCUGGUGCUCGUCGCCGGCCCGGCUUCGUCAUCUCAUCUGCCGCACAACGGCAAAACUUGGGCCCUGCUCGUCGCCGGCUCCAGCGGCUACGAAAACUACAGGCACCAGGCCGACGUUUGCCACGCGUAUCAAAUCUUGCGCGGAAAUGGCAUCCCGGACGAGCAGAUAAUUGUAAUGAUGUACGACGACAUUGCCAACAGCAACGAAAAUCCAAUCAAAGGAGAAAUCAUCAACGAACCUGGCGGCUCCAACGUCUACGUGAACAUUUCCAAGGACUACAUUGGAGACGCGGUGAACGCGUCCACCUUUUUGGCAGUUCUUCGCGGAGACAAGGAAGCGGUCACGGGAGUCGGAUCCGGACGCGUCCUGGAAUCUGGGCCGCAUGACCACAUUUUCGUCAAUUUCGUGGACCACGGGGCUCCAGGUCUGCUGGCCAUGCCUACGGACGUGGUUUACGCCUCCAACCUGCUCAGCACCCUACAGGACAUGUCUGCCAAGAGCAAAUUCGCCAAGAUGGUGCUGUACGUGGAAGCGUGCGAGUCUGGCUCCAUGUUUGACGGUAUCCUUCCUGACGACACAAACAUUUUCGUGGUGACCGCUGCAGACCCUGCGGAGUCGUCCUAUGCGUGCUACUUUGACGAUUUCCGCCGAGCCUACCUGGCCGACGUCUUCAGCGCCAUGUGGAUGCAGGAUGCUGAACAGGAGGACCUGAGCCGGGCAACCUUGCACCACCAGUUCGAGACUGUGCGCACACGCACCAAUACGAGUCACGUGGAGGAGUACGGCGACCUGAACGUCGGUGCCACCUUCGUGAAGGACUUUAUCGGCGCCCUUCCGGUCAACUCCUUCCGCUCGGCCAUCAGACACCCUCUCAGGGAUGUGGUUUCAUCUCGGGACGUGCCCAUUGAGGUGCUCAAACGGAGCAUCAGGGCGGAAAAAGACGCGGCAAAGAAGCACGUCCUGCGCCAGAAGCUGCACAGGAUGAACAAACACCGGAAAAUGAUGUCGACGCAGUUCAGGGCGAUCAUAGAGUCGGUGAUCAAGUCCAAAGACAAACUGAACACCGUUUUCAACACGCGUAAGCAGCUGAGGAACCUCAAGUGCUACGAGAAACUGGUGCAGGCCUACCACCGUUACUGCUACAACAUCGCUCAGAAUUCUCACGCCUUGGGCCACCUGUACAAGUUGGUCAACGUGUGCGAGAUGGGCCUGGAAGCCGAGCUUUUCGUCCACUCGAUCAAAUCCGUCUGCGAGCGCAACUCCAGCGCCGGAUUUCUAACCGACCACGUCAUUUAAAAGAAUAAAAUAAUAAUCUUUAGCCCUGA